AUGGCUUCUGCCGACAAGUCCAGGCAGUCGUCUGGUGGCAAAGGCUUCUUCUCCAGAAACAGACACAAGAGCGAAAAGCGCCAUACCGGUAGCGAAGAGGGACGGUUUCUUGGCCCAGACUACGAUCCGCCGUCGCGCAGCUCCCGGCAUGCUAGAGAAUCGUCCAUAAUAUCGAUCGACCGACCUAGCUCUCCCGAAUCCGGUGUGAACAACACGGCCGGUAUCAUCACCGCCAUACCCUAUGACACCACCUACGCCGAUAAACGAAGUCCCAUACCCGUCGAGUAUCUCCCUCGAAAUGACCAGAUGCCCGUUCGACGAGAUCCGCUGCCGCAUCAGCUGAACAAAAGCACGACAGACUUUCACCAAUACCCAUCUGUUGAAGGGAGUCCCUAUGCCAACACCGCGGGAUCCCAUCUGUCGGGGCCGCGGCCCCCUCCCGGUACUUCCAAUCUGACCAUGGCGUCUACCGGUCGCCAAACCCAGUUCCAACAAUGGGGUCCUGGGCAAUCGCCAAAUGGUCAGAUGCCUCGAGGAAGCACGGCCUCGGGAAAUGCCCCUGACAGAUGGGACUCACUACCAGGUUGGGGGCAGCCAGGUUUCGGCAGGACCUCGAGACAGAGCGACCAGUCCAGCAUAUUUUCAGGUAACGGCCAAAGCCCCGACUCUGCUGCCACAAUCACGCGCUCAUCCAGAAUAGCACUUCCCAGUGCAACGUCCCAGAGCUCCGUUGCCUCCCUCCACUCGGUCCGAGAAUCACAUCGCACGACCAAGUUCCCAGGAACUCCUGGCUACCAACAACCCACCGGCCCGGACUCCUUUUCCCUCACGAGACCUGAAGAUGAUAGGAUGACCGAGCAGAUGUUUUUCGAGUUGAUGCAGAAGCGAGGAUGGCACAACCUGCCAGAGCAGGCGCGGCGGCAAAUGCAGGCCUAUCCAUCUUCGAAGAAGUGGACCCUCAUCUAUCAAGACCGCUUGACAGAAUGGCAGGGAGAGCAGAAACGAAGGCAGACCGCAAGACCAGGACAGUAUUCGAAUGUCGAUAUCACCGCCAACUCGGAUGAAGAGGGUUCGCCUGAGUGGUAUGUUCGAAAAGUGAUGGACAACAGUCUGGAUACCAAAGGCCUCGGGAGCCUCGAGGUCAACCUUAGGACCCAGCAGAUCGGUUGGGUCAAGCGCUUCAUUGAGUGCCAGGGGCAGGUGGCUCUUACCAACGUGCUAUUGAAGAUCAACAGGAAAACGGCGGUUGGGCCGGCUGCACCGCUGGAUGCCAAAGGGAUGGACAAGAAUCUCGACAAGGAGUACGACAUCGUGAAGUGCUUGAAAGCCUUGCUCAACAACAAAUACGGCGCCGACGACGCACUCUCUCACCAGCAAGUCGUAGUGGCUCUGGCAACCUCGCUCAUUUCACCAAGGCUCACGACUCGCAAACUUGUCAGCGAUGUGCUGACUUUCUUAUGCCAUUGGGAGGAGGGAGAUGGGCAUAUGAAAGUAAUCCAGGCCAUGGACUCAGUGAAGAGUCAACAGAAUGAGAACGGCCGCUUUGAUGCUUGGAUGCGCCUUGUCGAGGUCACAGUGGACGGACGCGGAAAGAUGGGCAGUCUCGUCGGAGCCAGCGACGAGGUGCGAAGCGGCGGCAUCGGCAUGGAGAACCUCCUCAUGGAAUACGCCGUCGCGACGCUCAUCCUGAUCAACAUGAUUAUCGAUGCGCCUGAGAACGAUCUCCAACUCCGUAUGCAUAUCCGGGCCCAGUUCGGUGCUUGUGGGAUCAAGCGGAUCCUCACAAAGAUGGAGGCGUUCCAGUAUGACCUGAUAGACAAGCAGGUCGAGCGGUUUCGCACCAACGAAGCUAUUGACUAUGAGGACAUGCUCGACCGGGAAAAUAGCAGUAUCAAGGACAGCAUAGAGGGAGAGGUGAAGGAUCUGACUGACCCUACGCAAAUCGUUGACGCCAUCCAGCAACGUUUGCAAGGUAGCAAGACCCAGGACUACUUCGUCUCUGCUCUCCAACAUCUGCUUCUAAUCCGCGAGAAUGAUGGAGAGGAACAGCUACGCAUGUUCCAGCUCGUCGACUCGAUGCUCAGUUAUGUUGCCAUGGACCGCCGGCUGCCAAAUAUGGACCUCAAGCAGAGCCUAAACUUCACGGUUCAGAGCUUGCUAGAUAAGCUACAUACGGAUUCCGAAGCUCGGCAAGCCCUAGAUGAGGCAUUAGAGGCCCGGCAGAUCGCCGAUGCCGCCAUGGCCGAGCGAGACGAGAUGAAAGCCAGGGUGGAGCUGGGCGCAGAUGGACUUGUAGCCAAACUUCAGAGGCAGCUGGACGAGCAGGCCCGGUUCAUCGAGGCGCAGAGACGACAGGCCGACGGUCUGAAAGCCGAAAUCGAGAACAUGCAGACGGUUCGCGCCAAGGAGGCCCAGCGGUACGAGCUUGAAACACGAGAACUCUAUCUCAUGCUCAGAGAUGCCCAAGAUGUCGCCGCAUCCCAGGCUGUAAAGGGCAUACCUAGCGGCAAGGUUGUCGAGGAGGAUCCAGCUCGCACGCAGGGUAUCCUAGACCGCGAAAGGCUCAUGGAUCGGCUUGCUAUGCAGCUCGAACGCCAGAAGACCCAGUACAAGCUUGAAGGCCGGGUAUGGGGCGAAGCUGUUGGUCCUUCAGAUCGGCUACGUGCGCUACGUGACGAGAUGGAAGGCUAUACCGAUGAAUAUCCCGACGCCCCUGAAGGUGCUGGUCUUCCACCCCCUAGUAUGUCUAGUAGCAUGCUAGGAUCUGUGAACCGGCAAACCAGAAUAUCAAGGAAACCCGUCAACACCCGCGGCGAAGCACUGCCCGCAAGCGAUGAAGGGGCGGAGGAUGACGAGGGUAUUGUAUUUGAGAAACCGAGAGUGGUUGAGAUCAGGAGACCAGGCAUGGAUCCUAGGCAAGCCAGUAAUCUCCUGAGUGAGAUCCGGGCCAAGGGCAAGAAGGAAGAUGGCAGCGACUCUGAGGAAGGCGAUGGCGCGACUACUGGUCCUUCACAUCCCAGUAUCGAGUUGCAGUCUCCCAUCACGCCAAGCGACAACGAACCACCCAAGAUUCAAGUCAGCGAUGCAGCUCCUGCACCUCCACCUCCACCACCGCCUCCGCCACCUCCGAUGCCCGGUCAAAUACCAGGAGCCCCUAUGCCAGCAGCAGGAGCGCCUCCCCCUCCACCACCACCACCUCCGCCUCCAAUGCCCGGCAUGUUGUCACCUGCUUCGGCAGCAGGUCCACCCCCUCCCCCUCCUCCACCGCCGCCGCCACCAAUGCCUGGGAUGGGUGGCAUGCCUCCUCCUCCUCCGCCGCCGCCACCAAUGCCUGGGGCUAUGGGUGGUAUGCCUCCGCCGCCACCUCCUAUGCCAGGAGGCUUAUCUGGUCACUUCCUCUCAGCCCAAAACAAUCUCUCCCCAUCUCCAAGCGGCAUUGGUCUUCCCAUGGUCAGACCGAAGAAGAAGCUAAAGGCGCUGCAUUGGGAGAAGGUAGAUACCCCCGAGACAAGUCACUGGGCGGCGCAUGCUCCUUCUGCAGAGGAAAGAGAAGAGAAAUACAACGAGCUCAGCAAAAAGGGUAUUCUAGACGAGGUCGAGAAGUUGUUUAUGGCCAAGGAGAUCAAGAAAAUUGGUGGUGGAACCUCUAAGAAGGAUGACAAGAAGCAAAUCAUUUCUGGCGAUCUUCGGAAAGCUUAUGAAAUUGCUUUUGCCAAAUUCUCCCAGUACUCUGUUGAGAAGAUCGCACAGAUGAUCAUCCAUUGCGACAAAGAUGUCCUUGAUAAUACCGUUGUUAUGGACUUUCUCCAGAAGGAUGAUCUGUGCAACAUCCCCGACAACACCUCUAAGCUCAUGGCACCGUACAGCAAGGACUGGACUGGUCCGGAAACACAUAAGGAGAACCGGGAGCAAGAUCCAGAAGAGCUUACGCGACAGGAUCAGAUAUACCUGUACACUGCAUUCGAACUCCACCACUACUGGAAGAGCAGGAUGAGAGCAUUGGCCCUUACGAGGAGCUUCGAAGCUGAUUACGACGAGAUCUCUGAGAAGAUGCACCAAGUCGUGAACGUGUCAGAGGCGCUGCGAGAUUCGGUGUCUCUGAUGAACGUCCUUGGUCUCAUUCUCGAUAUCGGUAACUACAUGAACGACGCAAACAAGCAAGCUCGCGGUUUCAAACUCAGCUCGCUCGCUCGGCUGGGGAUGGUCAAGGAUGACAAGAAUCAGUCCACACUCGCUGAUUUGGUUGAGCGUAUUGUACGAAAUCAGUACCCUGAGUGGGAGGGUUUCGUGGACGACAUCCAAGCUGUCAUUUCCGUGCAGAAGAUCAACAUUCAACAGCUGCAAGCGGAUGCGAAGAAGUACAUGGACAACAUUCGCAACGUGCAGAUGUCACUUGACAGCGGCAACCUCAGCGACCCUAAGAAGUUCCAUCCGCAGGAUCGUGUUUCCCAGAUUGUACAACGCUGUAUGAAGGACGCGCGUCGGAAAGCGGAACAAAUGUCGUUGUAUCUGGAAGAGAUGGUGCGCACCUACAACGACAUCAUGGUGUUCUACGGCGAGGACCCCACCGACGAGAACGCCCGGCGCGACUUUUUUGCCAAGCUUGCAAUCUUCCUUCAGGGAUGGAAGCAGAGUCGGGACAAGAAUGUUCAGUACGAGGAUCAAAGGCGGAGAAACGAAGCCAGCAUGAAGCGCAAGCAUGCUCAGCUCAAGAUUUCAGGUGCUACCGUCGAGGCUGCACCAGCAUCACCAGGGUCGGCUGGCGCCAUGGACUCUCUGCUAGAGAAACUACGGGCAGCAGCACCACAAGCAAGGGAUACACGCGACCGGAGGAGGCGCGCGCGCCUAAAGGACCGGCACCAAGUGCGAAUUGCGUCCGGCCAGAAGAUCCCCGACCUCGACGAAGUCCCAGAGGCCGAAGCAGGACUUCGUUCCGAUGGUACCAGCGUUAUCGAUUCAGAGGCCAACCCCCUUAGUCCGGUUUUGUCAUCGCCGGGCGAGGUUCCUCCAGGGGCUGGUGAAGAUGGCUUGGCCCAAAGAGCCGCCAUGCUACUACAGGACAUGAGGGGUGGGGAUGGCGCUGAAGAUGUCGAGCCUGAGCAUCGGGAAAGUCUGAGAAGGUCAGCAGCAGAAGAAAGGAGAGCAAGACGGCGGAGACUGAAGGGAGGUUCCACCACUAGCUCGGCCGUCGGCGAGGGGGAAGAUGGCAUCAAGAGUCCGGUGUCUGAUCAAAUACCCGCUGCUGUUCCCGAAGAAUAA
Anthostomella pinea is the source of this 5259-nucleotide messenger RNA. Lineage: Eukaryota; Fungi; Ascomycota; Sordariomycetes; Xylariales; Xylariaceae. The record is from the annotation of a GenBank genome assembly.